Molecule: messenger RNA, 1487 nt
Organism: Eupeodes corollae
Lineage: Eukaryota; Metazoa; Arthropoda; Insecta; Diptera; Syrphidae
Product: beta-1,3-galactosyltransferase 5
Exons: 2
Coding region: 128-1258 (376 amino acids)
Cellular component (GO): membrane
Molecular function (GO): hexosyltransferase activity
Source: RefSeq, a predicted model, not a curated record
CAUCAUUUGCAUUUGUUUAUUUGCUUUUUGCUCUGGAAAAGAAAUUACUAAUUUUUCCCACGGCCCAAAUUCAAGAAAUUACUUGCAUUUAAUUAAAACAUUUACUUUUAAAUGAAAAAUAACAAUCAUGAUCAUUCGAGGAAGACUAUCUUUUAGGAUUUUAUCAUAUCUGGUGUCAAUUUCACUCAUUUUGUCCAUACUCUGGGCUCUAACCCACAGCCGUCUGUGCAACUAUGAUGAAUACGUUUGUGUCGAAACAGCUCGCCAGAUCGAGGAGGAACUACAAAGUGAAACUUUGGUGGAUCUAAAGGACUUCAAGUACACAAUUGACAACGACGUAUGCAAUAGAAGUCGCCGAGAACUCAUAGGUAUCAUAAUUGUGACUUCCUAUGUUGGACACGAUGAACUGCGAUCUGCUCAUCGACAAUCAAUAUCCCAAAGCAAGUUAGUGGAAAUAGGCUUCUCCAGGGUAUUUCUGUUGGCCGAAAUACCCGCCUCGGAGAAGUACAUCAAGCAAUCGCAGGUUAUCGAUGAGAAUAGGAAAUUCGGAGACAUCUUGCAGGGUAACUUCGUAGAAGCCUACAGGAAUCUCACCUACAAGCAUGUCAUGGGCCUGAAAUGGGCCACAACAAAGUGUUUCCGGGCCAAAUUCAUCAUAAAAAUAGACGACGAUGUUGUGUUCGAUUUGUUCCAUCUCAGGUACUACCUCGAGGGCCUAGAAAUCAAUGGCUCCCCUAACAAAUUCAUGGCUGGCUAUGUUCUUGACAAUAAGACUCCGAUUCGUCUCACUGCCAACAAGUGGUCGGUGACGAGAGACGAAUACCCAGGCGACGUUUAUCCCGACUACCUCUCCGGGUGGUUGUACAUAACAAAUCCCAUCACAGCACUGCAGCUGGUCCGCCGGUCCCAGAGUGAAAAGUUCUUUUGGAUUGACGACACUUGGGUAACUGGGGUGCUGCGUGACAGACUCUCCAUUCCCCUAAUCAAGCUCAACGAAUGGUUCUCCUCGAAUGCCCAAUUCCUCGAUUGUUGUAUCCGCGAUGUUAAGGACUUCUCCUACGAAUGUGAGUACUUUGUUGGACCAAAUGGAGGCGACACCAAAAUGAUAAUCGAAUUCCUUCAUGGAAUCGAAAAGUGCUACUUCGACGAGUGCACUAAACGUACUCCAGAACAAUCGGUCAAGCAGACGUGUGUUUCCAGUGCGAAGAGAUUUGUUCCCGAUCACGGGGAUGCUCUGAUAAGAGAGGUUAAACUAUGAUAACAAGUAUUAGAACGUGGGCAAUCGGCAAUUGAAACAUACACACAAAGUACCUGUUGGCGAAUAUUUGAGAGUAGAAUUAUUAUCAAACAAACGAGAAAAUACUCAGCGUCCGUCGUCGCCAAAAAGUCUGUGAUUGCGAAUCUCAGAAGUUCCACGUUAAUCCCAAUUGACAUUUUCUCAGCGAGGAAAUUCUUAUGCCUUAAGUUUUUUUUAUACAAUUAAAACA